GGCUCAUCAUGAAGUGACACCACCCAAGCUACAUCCAAUGUUCCUCUCAAGUAAUCAAGUCAGCUGCAACCAGCAGCCGCAUAAAUGGCCAAAUUUCUGUGACUUUGAGAUAUCUAUUGCAACUUUCGCUCCAUGCGAGUAACAAGACAUCCCUCACGCUCCAUAUCUCCUGGCAGCAUGACAAAGUUAAAUGAGCAUCACAACGAGUCUCCGGCAAUGGUCCCGUCAGCAGACAAGAUGUUGACCCAGGUCCUGAAGGGACUCGAGGGGACGAAGUACGCCUCAACUUCCCUGGAUCCGCUUGCGGGAGGUACGGGAAACUUUCUUUACCGCGCACAAUUGUGUCACCCACUCGAUGACUCAACGAAAGAGGUUGUCGUCAAGCAUGGUGAGGGUUUCGCCGCCUCAAGUCCCAACUUCCAGUUACCGACAGACCGAUGUCUCAUUGAAGCAAAGUGCUUGAGUGCUCUGGCCUCUUUCCCAGUCGAGUCGAAAAUCACCCAACCCUUCAGCUUUGUUGUGAAGACCCCGAAGUGUCUCCUCUAUGAUGAGAGUACCUGUACCCAGAUCCAGGAGUUACUUCCCAAUGCUAUGGAUCUGAAGACAUAUUCGCUGAAGUACUACGCAUCGCCUACCCCAGAUGCCCUGGAGCCUCAAUGUCGGCAGUUUGGAGCAGCGCUGGGGAGCUGGCUUCACGAGUUCCAUCGUUGGAGUGGCCAGCAGUCCGAUCUGGUACAAACGACAGCCAACAACAGGGACAUGCGGAAGAUAAAGCACAUGAUUAACUUCCAAUGGCUUUCUCAGCGCCUUGAGAAAUUCCCUUCCACCUUAGCAGAGGCCAAAGAGGUCUUUGAGGAAGUCAGCAAUAUGGCAGCGGCAGAAAUGGAUGACGAUAAGUUGCUGCCGGUCAUCCAUGGCGACUUCUGGACUGGAAACAUACUCGUUCCGAAUGAUCCAUUGCAAGAAGGUCGAAAAGUGAACGCAUACGUCAUCGACUGGGAGUUAGCCCAACUUGGCGUGCCGAAUCUCGAUGUUGGUCAAAUGUUCGCAGAGCUGUACGAGUUGUGGCUCUACAAGAAAAUCACGGCCGGCCUGUGGAUGGCUCAGGGAUUCGUCGAGGGCUACGGGAAAGUAAGCGACCAAUUUGCUUUCAGAACUGCCAUCCAGGUCGGUGCUCAUCUAGUGUGCUUUGGAACAUCGGUACAGGGUUGGGGCACUCCAGAACAGGUCGAGGAGGUCGCGCGGACUGGAAAGGAUAUCAUUGUCAAUGCUUGGCGGAAGAAUCGGACUUGGUUUGCAGGUGGUGAUCUCGCGUGCUUGUUCAGUCCAGCAGAGUAAGCUGGAAAUGAUGGGGCGGGAAGAGAAUUUGGCCGAGGGAUACUACUAGCAAUUCAGUGCAGCCGGAAGAAGCCUUCGAUUCGUUGCAUUGAAGCUUGUCGCAGCAUUGUAUACUCGUGCUAUAGACCCAAUGACACGUCUCAUAGGAAA
Pseudomassariella vexata is the source of this 1488-nucleotide messenger RNA. RefSeq names its product kinase-like domain-containing protein. The coding region runs from base 133 to 1338 and encodes 401 amino acids. NCBI's taxonomy places the organism in Eukaryota, Fungi, Ascomycota, Sordariomycetes, Amphisphaeriales, Pseudomassariaceae. The transcript is spliced from 3 exons. The record is from RefSeq and is a predicted model, not a curated record.